Wasmannia auropunctata (little fire ant) is the source of this 2058-nucleotide messenger RNA. RefSeq names its product probable serine hydrolase. NCBI's taxonomy places the organism in Eukaryota, Metazoa, Arthropoda, Insecta, Hymenoptera, Formicidae. The transcript is spliced from 6 exons. The coding region runs from base 418 to 1362 and encodes 314 amino acids. The record is from RefSeq and is a predicted model, not a curated record.
ACAGACUCCAACACCAGUGUGACUGUCCGCGCGGGCCUAGUUUAUUUAAUGCUUAAUCGCAGGAGCCGCACCACUUUCUCCGAGAAUACGGAUUUGUCGAGCAAAUAAUGUACACGUAUUAUCGUACUCGAUAAAGACUGAUACGAAUGAGAUUUCUUUUUCGUACUGACUUCCUGCAAAAAUACGUGCUCGUCAUCGAUGUUUAAAGAGCGAUAGUGACGAAAUCGUCGCAUUCCGACAAGAAACCGCAACAAGAAACAGGUGACGGGAAGGACGUUUUUUCUUCCGUACGAAUAUUCAGCGUUCGCGUCUUCGAGCUCUCCUGUAACAUACCUCCAUUGACGAAGCAUACGCGAGAUUCGCACCGGAUCUUUCAAGAAUUUCAAGCGACCGUAAAUUUUCAAGCUAUAAGCGAGGAUGGAUGUCAAGGAGAAAAAGAACAGCGCCGAAAGUGUGGCCACGAAUGGAUAUAAAAAAGAAGAUGUCAAGGAUGUACAGAUACCGGUGCCGUGGGGCCACAUUAGAGGCAAAUGGUGGGGCCCUAGUGAGCUCCAACCGAUACUGGCGCUACACGGUCGCCAGGAUAACGCAGGCAGUUUUGACACAUUAAUGCCAUUGCUGUGCGAUGAAAUUUCUGUUCUUUGCCUGGAUAUGCCGGGGCACGGUUUAUCUUCGCAUUAUCCAAAGAGUCAAUUCUAUUACGUCUAUUUGGACGGUGUCAUGUUCCUUCGUAGAAUUAUAAAACAUUUCAAAUGGAAUAAGGUCAAACUUCUUGGGCACUCAUUGGGUGGUGCUAUAUCAUUUCUGUAUGCGGCAUCAUACCCAGAUGAAGUCGAGUUUCUUAUAAGUUUGGACAUCGCUAGCCCGAGUGUAAAGGAUGUCAAGAAAACAGCUGCAGCCACCGGAGAAUGUAUUGACAAAUUUUUGAAAUAUGAAUUAUUAACAUUGGAUAAUGUACCAUCCUACGAAUAUGACGAAAUGCUUGAGAUAGUAGAAAAAGCAUAUGAUGGAUCUAUAACAAAGGAAGGAGCAGAGAUAUUAAUGAAACGUGGUAUACAACCAGCGUACAAAAAGGACAAAUAUUACUUUUCUCGUGAUCCAAGAUUAAAGGUUUCCCUUUUAGGCAUAUUAUCUCUAGAUCUAACACUUGAAUACGCAUCUCAGAUAAAAUGCGCUUACCUCAACAUCCGUGCUGUUCCUGGAUUGAAAUUUGAACAACCUGAACAUUAUCAGAAAGUAUUAGAUGUCAUAAAAAUAGGAGCUAAGAAAUUUGAGUAUUGCGAAGUGAAAGGUACACAUCAUGUACAUUUGAAUGAGCCUGAAAAAAUUGCGCCUAUAAUCAAGAAUUUUCUACAGAUUUAAUAGUAAUAUUAUUAUAGUUAUUAUAUAGUAAUAUUAUUUAGUUAUUAAUGAAUGCAGUUACUUAAGAUAAGAUUUUGUGAAAAGUGGAUAUAUGAAAUUCUUUGACUAAAAUGUAAACAGAUUAACAGGAGAUUAGGCCUGUUCUUUUUGGCUGAAUUUGUUGCAUUGUUCAUCUUUUCUCUUUUUCUUUUGCAAUAUAGAGGAAAAAAAGAUAGAAAUCAAUUUCAGAAUCAAGAAAUUUUGAAAAGAACAAGCCUAUAUUUCUGUUUGAUAAGUAAGCUUGCACUUAUAUAAGUAGUUUUAUUAAAUUUUAAACACACAAAUAGCUUUAUAUUUAAAAAAUAUGAAAGUAUUGUUGAACAAUAUCAAUAAGUGAUAAAUUUAAAAGAACGAUUAAUUUUAUUUAAAAGAUAACUUAAAUAUAAAAGUAUACUGUUGUUGGAUAAUGUCAAUAAGUAACAAAUUUAAUAGAGCAAUUGAAUUAAAUUCAAUUUCAUUGAUUAACUUAUUUUAUUUUACUAUUAUGUUUGAAAGUAGGGUGUUUUAGCAUAACAAUCAGUGCUGUGAUAAGCAGAGAUGAAAAGACGCAUAUAAAUUUAAAAAAUAUAAAAUUAUUAUAUGUAAUUAAAUUUUUGUCGAGCAUUGCAUACUAUCGCUUUUACGUGCUAAUUAAUAAAUUAUUUAAUGUUGAUCUUU